AUGGCUGGCGAGUUGGGGACGCUGCUCACCCUGCUCGACAUGGAGGUACGCCUCGACAUGGAGGUGCGCCGAGAGCGAAGUUUGUUCAGCGCUACCACCUAUUUCGCGUCCCCACGUGGUGAGGCUCCAGCGGCGCUCGCGGGCGCUGCCGGGUUUGUGGAUGCGUACACACAAAUGCAAAGUGCGGUCCACGCCCUCACAUGUUUUCACAUGCUUAGAGUGUUUCUGGUUUCCGCCACCUUAGACACAGAGGGCAGACUCUUGGACUCUUGUCCGCACGAGCGCAAGGGUGCGUUUGUAGCGUGUCAUCGGCCGCGGCCAGUGCGAGAAGGAUGUGCAGAAGUGUUGGGGGUGAAGGGCUGGCCAAUGACUAGGAUCGGAGACAGUGCGGAACUCCUACCAGCCGAGAUCACCACAGGUGAGGCUGUGGAAGUGCCAGGACUGAAGGGCUACGUCAAUCUCAGAUGCUCUCUUGGCGUUCUGAGCGCCGACGCCGCCAGCUGCCAUUCCGCGCCACAAGGUGCGCGGACGGCCUACCGCUUGCUGAAUGCGGACUACCUGCCAGGUGCUUGGAGAGUUUUCGAAGCCGCCUUCUACGACAACGCAGAGUGCCAAGGAGGCCGCUGGAAAGGCGAGGUGUAUGGGGUCUCCGAAGAGUCCGAGACCGGACGCACAGUGGCCUUGGCCUUUGAUGGCAACCGCUCAUCGUUCUGGAGUGCCUGGUGUCCACGGGGGUGUGCAGCAAGUACAGCAUGGCUGGCCCUGGCCCUCCCCGAGCCGCGCACGCUGCGCUGCGUGUCCUUGCAGCAAAGCCAGGUGUCCUGCUGCAGGGCUCUCCGCAUACAUCUUGAGGUUUGGGAUGGCCAAGGCUGGCAGCUCGCCCACACCUGGGAUGUGCCGAGUGAGGGGAGGCUGAUAGGCCACAACCUGGUGGUGCCCAGCUCCUGCACUGGUGGGCUGGAUGUAGGUGCUGGCAUCCAGCACGAUUGUGCAGGCGCACCGGUGGUCGGUCUCAAGGAAGGUGCCACUUGCAAGGCCAGCUGCGCACCAGGCUUCGUGGGCGGUGACUCCGAGUUUGUCUGCCAAGGCGACGGGACGCUGCAGGGGACUGCCCCAACAUGCGUUGAUGUGCAGCAGUACACGCAGUUUUCCAUCUACAUCCUCGUUGCGCUCGCAGUGCUGGGGCUCGGGUGCAUCUACAGCUGCGUGUGCAUGGUCGGCAAGGCCCGCCUCACCUACGACGUCGGGGACCUGCCAAAGAGCUUUCAAGGCCGGUGGUUGGAGUCCAAGGGCAUGACUUCUUGGGAGCUGAUGAUCGCCGAGCAGAAGGCCAACAGCAAGGAGAAGGCUGCCAAGUUGUUGGCUCCACCACCAGCAGGUUUCCCCUCCCAAGCGCGAGGCGCUUCAGGGACGAAUCAAGGCCUCGACCGCCGAAGAGCACCGACGCCACAGACGAUGUCAGGAGGUGCCUCGAAACGGCGUAGUAGGCCGAACAGUCAGAAGCAGGGCGUGGAUGGCGCUUGCUCGCCCUGUGAAGAUCCGGACCUAUGUCUGGCCUACCUUCUGUGCCCGCUUUGCCGGCAGGCGGACACCUGGCACACUUUGGGCGUGCCGGAGUGGCAGACCUACUGGAAGGUCCUGGCUGCCUACAUCCUUUGCCCCUGGUGUUGGCCCUGCCUGAACUUCUACGGCAGAUAUCGUAUACGCCAGGCCUUCAAGAUUCAUUUGGAGCCGCACCGCGACUUCUUGAUGCAUUGCUGUUGCUGCUGCUGUUGCUCGCCUUGUGGACACCUGCAAGAGGCACGGCUGGUGGAUGCCCCGAUACUGUACUUCCAUUGCAAGCACAAGCUGGCAGACUUCCACAUUCGCGAGGUUGCAGAGGCGCAGGAGGAAGCUGCCGUCUGA
Messenger RNA from Symbiodinium natans, 1905 nucleotides. The record is from the annotation of a GenBank genome assembly. NCBI's taxonomy places the organism in Eukaryota, Dinophyceae, Suessiales, Symbiodiniaceae.